CGUCGCUGAGACUCUGGCCGGAGAGCGAGAGCUCAGAGCCGGGAAGGAUGAGGCGCCCGCGGCGGCCCGGAGGUCCCGCGGGCUGCGGGGGCUCCGGGGGUUCCGGGGGCCUUCGGCUGCUGGUCUGCCUGCUGUUGUUGAGCGGCCGCCCCGGGGGCUGCAGCGCCAUCAGUGCCCACGGCUGUCUCUUUGACCGCAGACUUUGUUCGCAUCUGGAAGUCUGUAUUCAGGAUGGCUUGUUUGGACAGUGCCAGGCAGGAGUGGGGCAGGCACGGCCCCUCUUACAAGUCACUUCCCCAGUUCUCCAGCGCUUACAAGGUGUGCUCCGGCAACUCAUGUCCCAAGGCUUGUCCUGGCAUGAUGACCUCACCCAGUAUGUGAUCUCCCAGGAGAUGGAACGAAUCCCCAGGCUUCGUCCCCCAGAACCUCAUCCAAGGGACAGGUCUGGAUUGGUGCCCAGGAGACCAGGCCCAGCAGGGGAAUUGCUUUCUCAGGGCAAUCCCACUGGCUCCUCUCCUGCUGUCCAGGGGCUCUCUCGGCCUCCAGGGGGUGGGAAUGGAGCUGGGGUGGGCUCCCCACUGUCCUCUCUGCAGGCUGAGCUGUUACCCCCUCUCUUGGAGCAUCUGCUAAUGCCCCCGCAGCCUCCACACCCGUCUCUGACCUAUGAACCUGCAUUGCUACAACCUUACUUGUUCCAGCAGUUUGGCUCCCGAGAUGGCUCCCGGGGCUCAGAGAGCGCCUCUGGGGUAGUUGGCCAUCUGGCCAAGGCUGAAGAUCCUGUGCUCUUCAGCAGAAGCCUCUCCAAAGCCAUUUUGGGGACUCACUCUGGACACUCCUUUGGUGACCUUACAGGUCCCUCACCUGCUCAGCUUUUCCAGGAUUCAGGGCUGCUCUACAUGGCCCAAGAGUUGCCAGUGCCUGGCAGAGCCCGGGCGCCAAGGUUGCCAGAGGAAGGGGGCAGCAGCCGGGCAGAGGACUCUUCAGAGGGCCAUGAGGGUCAUGGGGAGAAGUCCCCUCCCCAAGCAGUACAAGCAGAUGUAAGUCUGCAGAGAUUGGCUGCUGUACUGGCGGGCUACGGAGUAGAGCUUCGUCAGCUGACCCCGGAACAGCUUUCUACCCUCUUAACCCUGCUGCAGUUACUGCCCAAGGGCACAGGAAGAAAUCUUGGAGGGGCUGUGAAUGGAGGAGCCGAUGUCAAGAAAACAAUAGAAGAACAAAUGCAGAGAGGGGACACAGCAGACGCUCAGCCCCCCACACCCUUGCUUCCUGGACACCCCACUGCCAGCCCCAACUCCAUCGAAGUUCGGCAGGUGCUGAGCCCUGGUUUCCCUGAACCUCCCCAGACAUCCAGUCCUCUGGGCAUCUCGGCUGUCCUGCUGGAGAAGAAAAGUCCCUUGGGCCAGAGCCAGCCCACAGUGGUGGGACAGCCUUCAGCUCGACCGUCAGCUGAGGAGUAUGGCUAUAUAGUCACUGAUCAGAAACCCCUGAGUCUGGUGGCUGGAGUGAAGUUGCUGGAGAUCCUGGCUGAACAUGUGCACAUGACUUCAGGCAGCUUCAUCAACAUCAGUGUGGUAGGACCAGCUGUCACCUUCCGAAUCCGGCACAAUGAGCAGAACUUGUCUUUGGCAGAUGUGACCCAGCAAGCUGGGCUGGUGAAGUCUGAACUGGAAGCGCAGACAGGGCUCCAGAUUUUGCAGACAGGGGUGGGACAGAGGGAGGAAUCCGCUGCAGUCCUUCCCCGACAAGCCCAUGGCAUAUCUCCCAUGCGCUCAUUGCUGCUUACUCUGGUGGCCCUGGCAGGUGUCGCUGGGCUACUAGUAGCUUUGGCGGUGGCCCUGUGUAUGCGCCAUCAUUCGAAACAACGGGAUAAGGAGCGCCUGGCCGCGCUGGGGCCGGAGGGGGCCCACGGUGACACUACUUUUGAGUACCAGGACCUGUGUCGCCAGCACAUGGCCACAAAGUCGCUGUUUAACCGGGCAGAGGGUCAGCCAGAGCCUUCUCGGGUGAGCAGUGUGUCCUCCCAGUUCAGUGACGCGGCCCAGGCCAGCCCCAGUUCCCACAGCAGCACACCGUCCUGGUGCGAGGAGCCUGCCCAGGCCAACAUGGACAUCUCCACAGGACACAUGAUUCUGGCAUACAUGGAGGAUCACCUCCGGAACCGGGACCGGUUGGCCAAGGAGUGGCAGGCCCUGUGCGCCUACCAAGCGGAGCCAAACACCUGUGCCACCGCACAAGGUGAAGGCAACAUCAAGAAGAACCGCCAUCCUGACUUCCUACCCUAUGACCACGCCCGAAUCAAGCUGAAAGUGGAGAGCAGCCCCUCUCGGAGUGAUUACAUCAACGCCAGUCCCAUCAUCGAGCAUGACCCUCGGAUGCCGGCCUACAUAGCCACACAGGGACCGCUGUCCCACACCAUCGCAGACUUCUGGCAGAUGGUGUGGGAGAGUGGCUGCACUGUCAUCGUUAUGCUGACCCCUUUGGUGGAGGAUGGUGUCAAACAGUGUGACCGCUACUGGCCAGAUGAAGGGUCUUCCCUCUACCACGUCUAUGAGGUGAACCUGGUGUCUGAGCACAUCUGGUGCGAGGACUUCCUGGUGCGGAGCUUCUACCUGAAGAACGUGCAGACCCAGGAGACGCGCACGCUCACUCAGUUCCACUUCCUCAGCUGGCCGGCAGAGGGCACUCCGGCCUCCACCCGGCCGCUGCUGGACUUCCGCAGGAAAGUGAACAAGUGCUACAGAGGCCGCUCCUGUCCCAUCAUAGUGCACUGCAGUGAUGGUGCAGGGAGGACAGGCACCUACAUCCUUAUUGACAUGGUACUGAAUCGCAUGGCGAAAGGAGUGAAGGAGAUUGAUAUCGCUGCCACCCUGGAGCAUGUCCGUGACCAGCGACCUGGCCUUGUCCGUUCUAAGGACCAGUUUGAGUUUGCGCUGACAGCCGUGGCGGAGGAGGUGAAUGCCAUCCUCAAGGCCCUGCCCCAGUGAGCCCCCUGGGCACCUCAGCAGGCAUCCUGGCCUCUGCUCCUUCUGCCUGUGUGUGAGCAUUUGUGCACCCACUCUUCAGCCCCUACCCAUCUGCCACCUUGGUCCGUCCGACUUGGGCAUGAUAGCCCUUUCCAACCCAGUGUGGAAGGAAGUCGGGAGGGAAGGGGCAGGUCCACCCUGCUUUAUUCACGCUAGAACCAAGAUCUCCUGUGGGAAACAGACAGCAGGCAAGGGGAGGAGUGGACACCAGCAGCAAGUGUGCCCGAGCCCCAUCCUUCCUGAGUCUCUGUCUCCCUCUGUGUGUGUACCUCCCCACUCCCACCAGCCUAUCGUGUAUAGACAAAGCAGAAUGAGAAGGCCCCAGCUCCCCCCCAGUCCUGCUACCACUGGCCUGCCACCUUGACCCUGCUCAACCUUCUCCCUCUAGCACAAGCAAACAUUUCUAGAAAAAUCUACUUUUGUAUCAAUGUGAAUAAAGUUAGUGUGUUGUCUGUGCAGCUGCAACA
Molecule: messenger RNA, 3490 nt
Organism: Rattus rattus (black rat)
Lineage: Eukaryota; Metazoa; Chordata; Mammalia; Rodentia; Muridae
Gene: Ptprn
Product: protein tyrosine phosphatase receptor type N
Exons: 23
Coding region: 48-2984 (978 amino acids)
Biological process (GO): protein dephosphorylation
Cellular component (GO): secretory granule
Molecular function (GO): protein tyrosine phosphatase activity
Source: RefSeq, a predicted model, not a curated record